Ctenocephalides felis (cat flea) is the source of this 1035-nucleotide messenger RNA. Its product is annotated as zinc finger protein 570-like. Bases 1 to 1035 code for a protein of 344 amino acids. Gene Ontology annotation, biological process: regulation of transcription by RNA polymerase II. Gene Ontology annotation, cellular component: nucleus. Lineage: Eukaryota; Metazoa; Arthropoda; Insecta; Siphonaptera; Pulicidae. Gene Ontology annotation, molecular function: RNA polymerase II cis-regulatory region sequence-specific DNA binding; DNA-binding transcription activator activity, RNA polymerase II-specific. The record is from RefSeq and is a predicted model, not a curated record. The transcript has 2 exons.
AUGUCUGAAGAAACAGAUUUUAGCAAAGCAAUUAAAAUUGAACCGUUCGAUGAUUAUCCUCAAGUGAAACAGGAAUUUGAUAAUUAUGACAAUACAUCAGAUUUAUAUAUGGAUAAUGAUAUAUGUCUGCAGCAAUUUCUAAAAUCUGAGGUUACAAUUGACGAGGAAAUAAAACAAGAAACGAUUGAUGACCAAGAUGACGUGGCUAGUACAAACAAAACAGUUUUAGAUAAAAAUUCUUAUAUAUGUGAUGAAGAAGUCAGUAAUUCAAGUAAUUUAGUGGAUAGCACAAACAAAUCAUUUGAAGAAGUUUCAGCAAAAACUAAAACAACUAAUAACUUGAAACAGUAUAAAUGUGAAUCAUGCAAUAAAACAUUCACAGCUAAACAUAGCUUACAACAACAUGUAAUGAUUCACACUGGAGAACGGCCUUAUGAGUGCAAAAUAUGCAAUAAAAGAUUUUUAUGGUCAAGUAAUUUAAGAAAACAUUUAUCAGUGCAUACUGAAGAACGACCUUACACAUGUGAAAUAUACGUCCAUUCUGGAGAACGCUCUUAUGAGUGCAAAAUAUGCAAAAAAACAUUUUUACAGUCUGAUAGUUUAAGAAAGCAUUUAUCAGUUCAUACUAGAGAACGUCCUUAUGUGUGCGAAAUAUGUAAUAAAACAUUCAGAAUAAGAAAUAUGUUAAAACAACAUAAAGUGGUCCAUUUUGGAGUACGCUCUUAUGAGUGCAAAAUAUGUAGUAAAACAUUUUUACGGUUAAGUCAUUUAAAAAGACAUUUAUCAGUUCAUACUGGAGAACGGCCUCAUGAGUGCAAAAUAUGUAAUAAAACUUUUUCACGGUUAAGUUAUUUAAAAGCACAUUUAUCAGUUCAUACUGGAGAACGCCCUUAUGAAUGUGAGACAUGCAAUAAAACAUUCAGAACAAAACCUUUAUUAAGGCAACAUGAACGAAGACAUAUUAGAGAACAAACUGUAAAAAAAGAACAGUCAACAAAACUGUUGAAUCAGUCUAGAAACUGUCCUACCUUAUAA